CCAGAAAGGAGAAAAUGCUAAGUAAUAUGGUUGAGGGUGGAGAUAAGGGGCCCAAGUAUAGCUGUUGCCUGUCGGAUUAGAGAUAGAGAAUAUAGCUCACGUUGUUGGAGACUCAGAUUUGACUCAUCGGAAAUUCGAAACUUCUCCUCGAAGUUUUUCUCUCCCCGUCUGCGUCUCAUACGCACGCAAUUGCUACCCCCCCUCUCUCUCUCCGUCUCUUUCUUUCAUUUCCAAAAUCCCCAAAUUUCGUUCCAUCUACCACUCGUUUACUCUGUCAUUUCCUGUUAAGAGUUAAUAUUGGUAGUGGUGGUGGUGGGGGUAUGCAAGCUGCAGUGCGAUGCCCGUCGCACGCCUUCCUCUACAACGGCACUCUCUGUGCCUGCAACCCUGGAUACGUUUACAAUUUCAGCAGCAGCAGCUGUGCCCUCUUCGCGGCGCGUGGCCCCGCUGUCCAGCUGAGCAGCGGCGUGGAUUAUGAUUCUACGCUGGCCUUUCCGGAGACUAUAUUUUCCUUCGACUCCAUCAAGAAGUUCACCCAGUCGCAGGCGGUGUUUCUGGAGGCGACACUAGUGAUGCUCCUUUGCUGGCUUGGUUUCUGCCUCCUCCUCCGCUUCUUCCCCCUUGGCUCCGAUGGCCGCUCUCCCUGGUUCAAGAUGCGCUGGUGGAUUAGCCGUCUCGACGUCUCUUUCGCCACCCGCCACUGGCUGGAGGACCAGCAUCCGGUCGUCAAGCGCAAAACGGAGCUUGGUGGAACUUUCUCCAUUGCCAGUUGGAUACUCUUUAUUGGGUUGUUUGCCGCGUUGCUCUAUCAAAUUAUUUCCAAGAGAAGUGUGGAGGUGCAUAAUGUUAGAGCCACGAAUGCACCUGAUUUGGCUUCCUUCUUGAAUGACUUUGAGUUCAAUAUUACUACCAUAUCCAGUAUGAGCUGUUCGCAGUUGCGCGGUCUUGGCACACUUGUCAAAGGGGAUCCAGCGUUUAAUGAUCGCAGAGUUGUUCCGCUUUCAACAUUUGCCAAUUAUUCUUGUCUAAACACCACAGCAGGACCAACCAUAACUCUUCAGUGCAAUAACUGCCAGCUUAUUAGAGACUUUGCCUACGUCUCAUGGCAGUUUGUUGACAUUCCAAAUAAUCCAGCAAUUGCUGCUGGCUUUCAGUUCAAUCUUACUGCAAAAAGCCAUGGCAAGAGGAAGCAUCUGAGUUUUGUAAGUGGGACUCUGAAGAAUGCCAGUGAUGUUGAUGACAAACCAAUUACAUUUAGAGGGGUUGUGCCAAAUAUACUGAAGUUCAAUUUAUUCCCUAGAUUGUACCGUAAUAUGCACGAUCUAAAGCUCAUACAACCGCUGUUUCAUGAGUUUCUUCCUGGUUCAUAUUUUGGUGAGGUCAGUCAGCUUCGAGCAUCACUUGAGAACUCCAGGGAUGGAAUGAUAAACACUACAUUGUGUGUCAACUUCCUCUCUUCAUACAUUGUAGAGAUUGAUAAUCAAAAUAUUUUGGGACCAGUGAGUUUCCUUGCUGACCUGGGUGGCCUUUAUUGCAUAAGUAUUGGUAUUUUCUUCUACUUCUUGGUGCAAUGUGAGUAUAGAAUCAAGAGGCUUCGGAAAGAGGAUAGUAUAAUGAGGACGAUCAGGAAUCGUCGAAAAGCCCUAGAAAGGUGGGAUAAAUUGAGAAAAUACGUAAGGUACACUUGGGGAUCUUGUUCAUUGGAGGAUCCCAAGACUGAGCCAAGUGAGGCAUGUUGUACUGGUGUUAUGAAGAAAUCAUUGCCCCAAACUGGGUCAUCACAUAGACGUAGGCUGCGGAAGAGAAUGGAUUCUCUCACUUUUAGUGAAAAGGUCAACUUGCCUAAUGAGAAGAUAGUUGUGCCAGAUCAUGGUUGUAAUCAAGCGGUCCAGGGACUAGCUUCUAGUAAGGAAGAUCCGCUCCAUGGAAAUGCAGAAAAACAAAGACAUGAAAUUAGUCUUUCUUCCAAUGUGGGAGGUCUAUGCCAAAACAGAGGGUUUCUUCCAGCUGAUAUUGCAAAUCUCCCUCCUCUUCCAUCAUGUGAAUUUGGAGACACUGGUGAGAUUAGCAUGGUUGAUUUUCAGCGAAACCUUCAAAAGUUGUAUGAAUAUAAUGUAAUGUUGAGGGAGAAGUUGAUCUCGGUCCUUUCAAAUGGACCAUGUCGUAGUGAAAGGUAGUUGCAAGCAAACAUACAUGCUCUCUGUUUUGAACGAAAGCAGCAACCAAAUGUUCCUUCUUGUUGGUCCCUUUCAAACUUCUCGGCGAACUGAUGAGCUGCUGAAGGAUUCGCCAUGUGAAGUCAGGAGAAAUUGAUUCCACUCGUUGAACUUACAUUACAGUUAUGCAUACAAGUGAUGAAAUAUUGUCAGGGAUGAGAGGCAGAGAUAUAUGCUAGCAGACAAUGUCUCAUUCCUUUAUUUCAUUGUUCCUUUCAGUGCUUUUCAUUUUGAUGAGAAUUAUUUGUUGGUCACCUUAUAGACCUUUUCCCUCAUGGAGCUCCAUCUCUCAGAUGAAGUCUAUUGGUGUCACUGAAGGGCUGUGUAAUUUCCAGAAUCAUUGGAGUGCUAGUUCAUCUCAUGGUAAGUUAUGGCCAAAGAUACUGAAACGGCGAUGCCACCUACACCUAAAGUGUAUCCUGAUUUUGCCCGAAGAAAAUGUUCAGACAAGAAUAUGCACAUAUGAGCAUGUAACACCUUGAUUUAUGGUACCUGUAAUUGUAUAUAUUCUAUGGGGUGCAAGAUUUUAUUAUUGGAUAGGAUUACAAGCUCGUGCAAGAUUGUGAAAUUCAUUUUCGAAG
Sesamum indicum (sesame) is the source of this 2797-nucleotide messenger RNA. RefSeq lists its product as uncharacterized. The record is from RefSeq and is a predicted model, not a curated record. NCBI's taxonomy places the organism in Eukaryota, Viridiplantae, Streptophyta, Magnoliopsida, Lamiales, Pedaliaceae.